Messenger RNA from Parathielavia appendiculata, 201 nucleotides. RefSeq lists its product as uncharacterized. Gene Ontology annotation, molecular function: ubiquitin protein ligase activity. The annotation marks the transcript as partial. The record is from RefSeq and is a predicted model, not a curated record. NCBI's taxonomy places the organism in Eukaryota, Fungi, Ascomycota, Sordariomycetes, Sordariales, Chaetomiaceae. Gene Ontology annotation, biological process: protein ubiquitination; ubiquitin-dependent protein catabolic process. The transcript has a single exon.
AUCUGCCUCGAAGACCUAGACGAUCAAAGCUUGGUCUGGAAGCUGCCGUGCCACCAUCUCUUUCACGCCGAGUGCAUUUCUCGCUGGUUCCGGAAGCACCACGACACCUGCCCGAUCUGCAUGGCCUCUUGUACCAGCAGCAGUCUUCCGCAAGAACGGCCGCUUCCUGACCUGCCCCCAAGAGCGAUCCUGGCUCCUUGA